Colias croceus (clouded yellow) is the source of this 916-nucleotide messenger RNA. Its product is annotated as WW domain-binding protein 4. The record is from RefSeq and is a predicted model, not a curated record. Lineage: Eukaryota; Metazoa; Arthropoda; Insecta; Lepidoptera; Pieridae. Bases 43 to 903 code for a protein of 286 amino acids. Gene Ontology annotation, molecular function: protein binding; RNA binding; zinc ion binding. The transcript is spliced from 7 exons. Gene Ontology annotation, cellular component: nucleus; precatalytic spliceosome. Gene Ontology annotation, biological process: mRNA splicing, via spliceosome.
UAUAAAUUUAUUAGGUAUUUAGUAAUUCUAUUUUAUUACAAAAUGACAGAGUAUUGGAAAUCACAAGCGCGGAAAUAUUGUGAAUUUUGCAAGUGUUGGUUAGCAGAUAAUAAAGUUUCAAUAUCAUUCCAUGAAAAUGGCAAGCGCCACAAGGAAAGCGUUAAAAAACACAUAUCACAGAUUAGUAAGAAGAGUGCAAAAGAAUUCAAGGCAAAGGAAAAGCAAGAUGAUGACAUCAGAAAAAUGGAAGAAGCUGCCAUGAGUGCAUAUUUGAAAGAUGUUCAGAACAACGCUGAUUUGACUUCUAAGAAUAUUAAUGAUAUGCUUGGCCAGAGUGGCAAUAGCAGCCAAGAUAUUGUAGUAUCAGCUCCAGGGCCUGCAUCAGAACCUGUUUGGCAUGAAGUUAAAGGUGCAGAUGGAAACUCAUACUACUGGAACACACAAACAAAUGAAACAACCUGGGAUACACCAGAUAACUAUUUAUCAAUCACACAGCAAGAAGAGAAAAAAUUAAAAGAAAAUAAAAAGGAGAAAAAAUUACUAAAGCAAAAACAAAAAGAGGCCAUGGUCGAAGUUAAAGCGCAUAUGGCAAGAGAGAGUAUGAAAGAAUUAGCAGUUAAAAAGGAGAAACCACCUCCUGUGAGUGUACCUUUGUAUGGUCCUGAACCUAGAAGUAGUAAACCUUAUGGAAAAUGGGAAACAGUUGUUCAUGAACCAGUCGAAAAGAUAGAUUUACAAUUGCCAAAGAAGGAAGUUUUUGUACCGCCUGUUGUAGUGCAACCAGAAAUUGUGCGUUUUAAAGAAAAACGUGUUGAGUCUCUUGGUGAGGGACCUGUGAGGUUUAAGAAGAGAAAAAUCAAUAAUGCUAAACGAAACAUGAGACAAAAAGUAGUUGAUGAAUAAACAAUUAUUUGUA